Molecule: messenger RNA, 1970 nt
Organism: Zerene cesonia (dogface butterfly)
Lineage: Eukaryota; Metazoa; Arthropoda; Insecta; Lepidoptera; Pieridae
Product: probable cytochrome P450 49a1
Exons: 10
Coding region: 148-1761 (537 amino acids)
Molecular function (GO): heme binding; oxidoreductase activity, acting on paired donors, with incorporation or reduction of molecular oxygen; monooxygenase activity
Source: RefSeq, a predicted model, not a curated record
CAGAACGGACGCCACUCACACGCACUACACGUGAACCUCUCGGAGUGACAACACUACUGUAAACAAAUAAACGGUUUUUUUGAUUUGUUAUUCGAAGUAUUAUGUGCGAAGUGGUUUUAAGUUGAAACUGAUAUCAAUACUGUAAAAAUGGCAACGGGAAAUAUUAUACGACAAUGCAUGAUGUCCAGGCAUCGCCGGCUUUCCACCUCAUCCCCGCGAAGGACAUCAACAUCUCCGCAGCGUCACAACGCUGUGGCACCAGCUAUUAACCAAGCUAAUUACAAGCGCUUUUCCGAGAUCCCUGGGCCUAUAGCGCUGCCGGUUAUGAAGCACCAUGAACACGUGCUGCCGAGGAUAGGAUGUUUUCAUCAUGCUGUUGGACUUGGCUUGCUAGAUGGACUCAAGGAAAAGUAUGGCAGUCUGGUUCGUUUGGCGAAAGCCUCCAGAAAGCGGCCAGUGCUUUAUGUAUUUGAUCCUGAAUUAAUGAGAGAGGUCUAUAACAGUAAUGCGACUGAGCCUCCGACGUGGGUUGGAUCGCCGUUGGAAUUACAAAGGAAGACGAGUGAUUGCCCAAUGCACAAGAAUGAAUCAAAUGCCAUAUGGUCAGCUCUACAUAUCAUCUUACAAGACGGAACAUUACUGAAAAGUUACGAAAAAGCAUUUGACGAUAUAUCUGAAGAUACAAUUCGAAGGUUAGGCGAGCUCCGGCACGCAGGGAACGCGUUAAACGAAGAAAUAUUAACUGAAGUGUACCGUUGGGCUUUGGAAACCAUCGGUGUUAUGAUGUUUGGCACCAGACUCGGCUGUCUUAACGGAACGGUGCACGUGCCUACAGAAGAUAAUAGAAGACCAGAAAAGACGUCAAUGGACGAUGACAUCAAAGACCUCUGCUCUCUAUCACAGCGUUCCAUAGACGAUUUAACGGCAGCGGAACAAUUAGUGCGAUGCUCACUCGAAAUUGCUGACGAAAAUUAUUUAGUCCGGAGCGAAACUACGCUUAGACCAGAUACACAAGGGUUUAAGGAUGCUGUGAGGAUUUUUGAUAGGCAUUUCAGUCUCACGGAACAUUUCCUAGCUGAAGCUCGAAAGAAUCUAGACUCAAGCGAUAUUAAACCAGAACAGAUCCUUCUCGACAAACUAAAACCACUUGGUGAAAAGAUGCUCCCCCUUGCAGCUGAUGUGUUCCUUGCUGGCGUUGAUCCACUAGCUCAAACAGCGCUAAGCAUGUUUUACACAUUAGCCCUCCACGCGGCGCAGCAGCAGCGAGCCCACGACGAAAUUGUUUGGUCCAGAGCGUCCAAAGACGCUGGUGUGGAAACAAACGAGUUGCCCUACAUCAGUGCGUGUGUGAGAGAGGCUCUCCGCUUGAAACCAGUUACGGGCGGAGUGGUUAGACGGAGCGUAGAGGAGUUUGUCGUUGAUGGAUAUGAAGUUCCAGCUGGGGUGGACAUAGUCCUCGCACACGGAGUAUCAAGCAAGACUGAACAAGAAUGGGGCAGAGCCAAGUCGUUCAUACCGGAACGUUGGUGCAACGAAGGUUGGGCGCCUAUAAAGGCGUCAAGAGCACAUUCCUUCGCCUCUCUACCAUUCGGCCAAUCCUGUCCAGCCUCCGGCAUCGUCUCCCACAUGCUGUCGGCUCUCGCUACUCGGAUGCUGGAUAAAUACAGACUAGAAUGGCAUGGACCACAACCAAAAUUAGUCACCAGUGGCGUGAACAAACUCCAACGGCCAUAUUACUUCGUGCUGCAGAACGCUUCGUGAAUUAAAAUUUCAUCCAAUUGGAUUUACGACAUUUUACGCAUACCCUUUUAGGGCAAAGAAGGAAUUGGGAAUAGCGCAAACGCAUGCAAUGUGUUUGUUAUUAUGUAUUAUUACGUGUAACGGUGUAGUUUUAUUUGUUCUGUGUUACAUGUUACACUUUUAAUGUAAACUAAAUAUUUUAUUGAAAUAAAUAUUUUGAUAUUAUUUCA